AUGGGUUUGAUGGAUGGAGGCCCGAAGGAGGGCCCGGCCCCCUUGUCCUCCACCCGGGCCCCUUGUCCUCCGCCCGGCCCCCUUGUCCUCCAUCCGGGCCCCUUUACCUUCGCCCGUCAUCGGGGUCCCUUUACCUUCGCCCGGCCCCCUUGUCCUCCACCCGGGCCCCUUGUCCUCCGCCCGGGCCCCUUGUCCUCCACCCACCCCCCUUGUCCUCCACCCGGGCCCCUUGGCCUCCGCCCGGCCCCCUUGUCCUCCGCCCGGGCCCCUUUACCUUCGCCCGGCCCCCUUGUCCUCCACCCCGGCCCCCUUGUCCUCCGCCCGGGCCCCUUGUCCUCCACCCGCGCCCCCUUUACCUUCGCCCGGCCCCCUUGUCCUCAGCCCGGCCCCCUUGUCCUCCGCCCGGGCCCCUUGUCCUCCGCCCGGCCCCCUUGUCCUCCAUCCGGGCCCCUUUACCUUCGCCCGCACGGGUCCCUUUACCUUCCGCCCGGCCCCCUUGUCCUCCACCCGGGCCCCUUGUCCUCCGCCCGGGCCCCUUUCCUCCACCCACCCCCCUUGUCCUCCACCCGGGCCCCUUGGCCUCCGCCCGCCCCCCUUGUCCCUCCGCCCGGGCCCCUUUACCUCCGCCCGGCCCCUUGUCCUCGCACCCCGGCCCCCUUGUCCUCCGCCCGGAGACGCCAAGACGAGGCGAGAGGAGAAGCCCUGAGGUCACAUCCGACCUGCUUGACCUCUACAAGCACUACCGCGAAUUGCGCUUCAACCUCCGCCCACACUGCCAUCUUCAAGAAAACGCUCAACCUGACCGUGCGCUUCCCUGAACCACCCACCUCAUCCAAUUUCAACGCCCAUAUUAAGUUUUUCAAAAUUGCUGAAAACUCGCUUUUGAGUCACAAGGCAUACAAAAAGUCCAAUAAUAAUAACCGUUCAGGAUUAAUGUUUAAUUCACCUCCAGACCAGGCUUUACUUUUGAGUCUAGAUUUCAUCCUGCGCAUGCGCGGAGAGGACAAGUUGAUCCCACCAAUCCUGUAUUUAUAG
This is a messenger RNA of Penaeus chinensis, 1035 nucleotides long. RefSeq names its product basic proline-rich protein-like. The coding region runs from base 1 to 1035 and encodes 344 amino acids. The record is from RefSeq and is a predicted model, not a curated record. Lineage: Eukaryota; Metazoa; Arthropoda; Malacostraca; Decapoda; Penaeidae. The transcript has 5 exons.